CCGUAUUCUUCUUUUGACGAGCUCUCCGGCGGGUCCAUUAUGUCCAUUUGAGCGCGAGUGGCGGCAUUCGGACGCCACUGGCGACGUCCUCGGUCGCCUGCGUCGCGCUCCACACAGCAUCACGCCAAUAUGAAUACCUCCGAUCGAGAUGUGCUCAUGCGCAACUGUACGCCGCCGGCUAUCGAUGAUUUCCCGUCGGGACUGUUCACGGAUGUACAGCGGCAGCACGGAGCCAUCGUGCUACACGCGUUCAUCUCACUGUACCUCUUCAUCGCGCUUGCUGUUGUUUGCGAUAAAUUUUUUGUUCCUGCCGUCGAUCGAAUAUGUCAUGCACUAAACAUGACGAAUGAUGUAGCGGGCGCUACAUUUAUGGCUGCAGCGACGUCUGCGCCGGAAUUGUUCGUAAAUGUGAUCGGCACAUUCAUCACAGAGGGCGACAUCGGUGUCGGGACCAUUGUUGGCUCUGCCGUUUUUAAUAUCCUUGCUGUUGCCGCUUGCUGCGGUAUUGGAGCUGGAAUGGUAGUGCCACUAGACUGGUGGCCGUUGACCCGAGAUUGUCUCGCCUACGGCAUCACAGUGUCCAUUCUGAUCUGCAUCAUGCACGACGAGUACGUGCAGUGGUACGAGGCCUUCCUACUUGUACUCCUUUACGGAGUCUAUAUUUGCAUCAUGUACUAUGAUAAAGCCAUCCAGAGUUUUGCAAAAGGAAGAUGGAAAUGUAUUAGAAGUCUGUGCGGAAAAAAUAUUGAAAAACAGGAUAGUAUGGAUAACGAACCUAAAGACGCUACCAAAAGUGAUCAACCGGUGGAUCAUCAUCAGCAUAAUGGUAAUAUAAAAUUAGCUGUGUCCCCGCAUCCCGAUGGCCCAGAAAAGACCACCGGUCUGGAGGUUUCUCAGAACGAUAAGUUGCAAUUGCAAACCAGUGAAUGUGGAAAGAGCAAAAUUAUACAAGUGGACAAUGAGUCCAAAAAUAUUGAUAUGGAAAUAGCUUGCCCAGAUGAGAACCAAGCUAACCAAGAUGAUAACAAUAAAGAAUCUACAGACGAAUAUGAACACUCUCUUUGGAAAUGGCCUUCUGGUAGAAGUUGGCUUUCAAAAACAACUUGGAUUGUUACAUGGCCAAUUCAUCUUAUAUUCCUCUUUACUAUACCCGACUGCGAGAAACCACGAUUUAAGAAAUGGUUCCCUUUGACUUUUAUUAUGUGUAUUGUUUGGAUUGGUUCCCUUUCUUACAUGGUAGCUUGGAUGAUUACUGUCAUCGGUGACACACUAAUGAUACCGGAUUCUGUAAUGGGAAUAACUUUCCUUGCUGCUGGCACGUCAGUACCUGAGGCAGUAUCAAGUGUGAUUGUUGCUAAACAAGGCCAUGGAUCAAUGGGAAUCAGCAAUUCGAUUGGGUCGAAUACAUUCGACAUUUUACUUUGCCUCGGCCUACCGUGGCUCAUAAAAGCUUCUUUGACGCCUGCCGAACCUGGACAUUACUGGGUGAAAAUAAACUCAAUGGGUCUGGAAUAUUCGGCGAUAUCGUUAUUGUCGACGCUUCUAAUGCUGUAUUUGACGUUUUGGUUUAACAAGUUCAAGUUAGAUGCGGCGGUGGGGCGCGCCUGUCUCGCCAUGUACGCUGUUUUCCUGGUUCUUGCCACACUCAUAGAGCUUAAUGUAUUCUUCCCUGUCAACGUGCGUACAUGCAAAAGAACGGUACCAAAAUCCUAGACUGGUCUCUGGACCUUACAUGACGUUAAGUGUGAGAAUUCCGAAAAUGGUGCCUCUUGUAAACUGGUUCAUCAUAUGGGUUGAAAUUAAUAAUUUUGUGCCACAUGCGUUCUCCGUUAAAUCAGCUAGCGUCGAUUUAAGCUUUGAUAAGUAUAGAUAAAAAACAUUACCCUACCUCGACAGAUGUACUGGUACUUGCAACUCCAAAACUGGUAAUUGCAACGUCUCUGCUCUGUUUUGUACAUUUUUAACUUCUUGUAUUGCUAAGUUUAAUCCUAACAAGUGAAUCUCCGAUAGAAUCUCACUUGUAUAAAUCCCUCUAAUGCAAGGGUACCCCCUCUUUUACAAGUAGUUAGCUCUGCAUUUCAACGAUUACUGUGAAGAAUGUCAGGUGACGAGUUUAUUGUAAAUACAUAAUGUGCUACGUAAUGUAACAGAGUU
Molecule: messenger RNA, 2154 nt
Organism: Hyposmocoma kahamanoa
Lineage: Eukaryota; Metazoa; Arthropoda; Insecta; Lepidoptera; Cosmopterigidae
Gene: zyd
Product: sodium/potassium/calcium exchanger 3
Exons: 10
Coding region: 130-1713 (527 amino acids)
Biological process (GO): intracellular calcium ion homeostasis; calcium ion transmembrane transport
Cellular component (GO): membrane
Molecular function (GO): calcium, potassium:sodium antiporter activity; calcium channel activity
Source: RefSeq, a predicted model, not a curated record